GAGUACAGAUGAACCUGGGGCCACGGUAGUUUCUUAUCACGAACAUUCAUACUGCGGCUGCCCCGAUUAGAGCAAUCCUCUUCAGUUACUGUUCAAAGCUUCCUUAAUCGAUCCUACCCAUGGCCGGGCUCGUGUUCUGUCUGUCCCACUCCGAGUAGCAGCAGCAGCAGCGGAACAAAUACACUGAAAUGAGCAUUCCGCCGGCCAUGUGGACGGGACUCCAGCCGUCGCCGUUCACGCUAGCGCAGUGGCAGGAGCUCGAACACCAAGCUCUCAUUUUUAAGUAUCUCAAAGCCGGAUUAUCCGUUCCGCCCGACCUUCUCGCUCCGAUUCACAAGAGUCUUCAAUUGAUGCCGGUUCCUCAUUCAGCUCUGGGUUAUGGCUCCUAUUUCGGGAAGAAGAUAGACCCAGAACCGGGAAGGUGCCGGAGAACCGACGGCAAGAAAUGGAGGUGUUCGAGAGACGCUCACCCAGACUCAAAGUACUGUGAGCGACACAUGAUUCGCCGUCGUCAUCGUUCAAGAAAGCCUGUGGAAGCAUCACAAGCUGCUCAUCCUCCUGCUCAGUCUUCGGAGGUUAGUGGUGGGACCAGAAGUGGUUGUGGAAAAUCAUUUGCCAGCCUGCCUCUUCACACUAAUGGUACUCGUGAGGGUAUAAACCUUGGAAACAACUUAUCACAGCUUCAGAUGGAGUCUCUUCCCAGUGAGAUUAACAGUAAAGAGUACAGGUUUGGACUGGAAUCUGAAGUAGAUGAGCAUGACUUCUUUCAGAAAGACCUGGGAAGUGUGAGGUAUCUUGGUUUUGACCCUUCCUCGGACAGCAUGUGGUCUCAGCUGUCUCACAUUUCCUCAAACACUGUCUCUGAAUCAAGUGAUAGUUCUGUCAUGGCUAGCAACUGCUUUCAACUGCAAGCAAUGCCGGAUGCUGAGCCGCAUUCAAACAUCGAUGCCGUGACAUCCAAGCAACUCGUCUACAGUGGCCAGUUAGGUUCAACUGGUUGCUUGAAACAGGACUACCAGUCCCCUCAAACUCUCAUCAGUACUUGGCCAUGGAAGAAGGAGCUGGGCUCACCUGUGAUGGAUUAUAGACCCAAUAAGGAUUCGACAGGCAACCCGGAUGUCAAUGUUGAUUGCUGUGGAUCUCUGUAAGAUACCAUAGAAAGCUUUGAAUAAAUAUAAUAGAAUUCCUCAGGCAUUGGAAAGAAGAAUUCUCAGACUGAGCAUACUGGUUUUAGAGGAAUCACAUUAUUAAUUUCCCAGCUCCAUAUUUGUGGUUUCAUUUCAUAGCUUCCUAUUUACUUGAAGGAUUUCUGUUGUUUUAAUGUUGUAAGUUCAGUCUUUGCCUUUUAAUUUAUCGUACUGGAAUUUAGUUUUGCUGUUGAA
Prosopis cineraria is the source of this 1382-nucleotide messenger RNA. RefSeq names its product growth-regulating factor 5-like. Gene Ontology annotation, molecular function: ATP binding. Lineage: Eukaryota; Viridiplantae; Streptophyta; Magnoliopsida; Fabales; Fabaceae. Gene Ontology annotation, cellular component: nucleus. Gene Ontology annotation, biological process: developmental process; DNA-templated transcription; regulation of DNA-templated transcription. The record is from RefSeq and is a predicted model, not a curated record. Bases 189 to 1148 code for a protein of 319 amino acids. The transcript has 4 exons.